Molecule: messenger RNA, 6481 nt
Organism: Seriola dumerili (greater amberjack)
Lineage: Eukaryota; Metazoa; Chordata; Actinopteri; Carangiformes; Carangidae
Gene: spag17
Product: sperm associated antigen 17
Exons: 48
Coding region: 1-6333 (2110 amino acids)
Biological process (GO): axonemal central apparatus assembly; epithelial cilium movement involved in extracellular fluid movement
Cellular component (GO): axonemal central apparatus
Source: RefSeq, a predicted model, not a curated record
AUGCCUCCAAAAGCAGCUAAAAAGGGCUCAGCAAAGAAGACUAACGCAGCUGGAGCCGCAGUUGUCAACAAGAACUGGGAGACUGGUCUCACUAAAGCACAGUUUGAAGAGGACUCUUGGCAGGCCUGUGUGUCUUUGGUGGUUGGGAAAAGUCAAGAAGAUGAGGAGCUGGUCCAGGCUCUGGUUUUGGCCGUGCAGCAACCUCAACGCAAACUUUUCAGCCUGUUGACCUGGGACAGCACCCUUAGAAAGAUCCAUGAAUUGGGGAAUCCCAAAGCAAAAAAACCUGAUGAUGUUCCCACGUUCUAUGAGGUUAUGGAGCCUGCUAAGGUGCUGCUGGAUGCAGGAGAGGAGAUUCCCUGUGACCUAAUGUCAAAAAUACUGAAGUUCCAGCUGCUUCAGAUCAAAGCCAAUGAUCAGCAGAGGAGGGAAGCCGAGCAGGAUGUGGAAAAGAAGGCAAAGGCCGGGACUGUCUCUGCCAGCAAGGACAAAGGAGCAGCCAAGGUUUCUGACAAAAAGGGAAAGAGUCCGCCCUCACCUGAGGGACCUUCCCAGGAGAAGAAGACCAAACUCAAACGCAGGGAUGAUGUUGAGCCGCCUAAAUUCAUAGAUGAUGAGCCUGAUGAUGGUCCUCAACACUACAUUCUGGUGCUGGGCUUCUACCAGCCCUACCUGAUUGUGGCCCUUAAUGCCAUAGGUGUACAUGUAGCUAAUGUCAUCGAAUUGUGUUCAGAGCACAAACAAACUAGUGAAGUGCAGCAGGAACAACACACCUCUGAGGGCAAUGAGCUGAGCCAGAGAACAUCUCCAGUUUUGGAUGCAGACUCAGCCAGUGUGGAGCAGGCUGUACGGGCCACAAAGUUGAAUCUGUUCUGGUCAGGUCUGAGACCAGUUUUGGACAGCAUGCCACUGGACUCCAACCUCCACAAUGUGGCUCAGCUCAGCUACACUGUCCCAGAUCUCUUACCUUCCUUCCACCCACAGGACCCUGGGGCUUUGCUGCAGUUGGGAAGCCGAAUCUUUGAGGGUGUUGCCAGUCUCAUCUAUGACUGUUUGGACUGGCGCAGGCAGCAUCAGCACUACCUAGACAACAUCAAACUCUUCAGUGUACCCACUGUUGUUGGGUUGGAUUCUCAGCCCAAAGAGGUUGCACCGACCCCUCUCCCCAUGACUCCACGCUCCAAGAAGAAGUCAGUGCGGGAGGAAAGUCCCCCAGACCACGAGACAGAGCUGCCUCCUCUUUCUACAGAUGUGGACAUGCGUUACUAUGACAACUUGCUGAACCUGGUUCCACCUGAAGCUUGCUCGGUGCCCCUUAUCUUGCACUGUAUGCUAGAGCAGGUGGUGAUUUCCACAGAACAGUCUGUCUCCACGCAGUCCCAUGUGGCUGAGAAGCCCAAACCUCAUGAUGGUCCCUGGUUAGACUGUCGGCUUGUCAGCUACAUGCUGCAGAGCUUCCUGCCUCUGGUGCACACAAAAGAAGAGAGAAGCCACAUGUUAAAUAACUUGCUGACUAUAGUACAGAAUGAGGAAGACAAGAAGAGGCUAGUAGAGAAGUUUGAAGCAGAGGAGACUCAGAAGAAGUCGCAGCACCCUUUGGUUAUCAGACACCACAAUGAGAGGGCACUGCGCUUGAGGGACAUCAGUGCUGUUCAGGGUUUUGAUCCAGCAGAGGUGGAGUUGUCCAUGAUGAAGCUGUCUCCAGUGUGGGAGCUAAUCCAUUCUGCAGCUCAUCUGAGAAAGAGCUACACCUGCUGGAUGGCAGUCAAACAGCAGCUGCAACACUACUGCACAGAUGGUCAGGAUGCUGUGUCAUGGCCUGAAGUGGAGCGUCUCUUUCAUCAGAGUGUGUUUGAGACUAUGCCACUGACCAGGCUGGACCAAAAGGGUGUACUACUGAAUGCUGCAGGACCACAGGGAUCACUGGUACAAGCACAGCAGCAGACAGCCACAAUAAUCCCCUGGGACGACCCACUAUCCUACGCUAAACAGCAGCUUCAUGACCUACGGGCAAAAGGUCCUACAUUUCUUACUGAGGACCCUGGUAACACAGAGCAGUUCAGUGGGAGAGUGUGUAACCACCUGGACCUAUCUGACAUUCAGAGUUGUAGGCUGAGAUCUCUGUUUGACUGGCAUUAUGCUGAACACCACGAUGCUUCCAUCUUCCCACAGGUCCUCCAUUUAGCCUCAGAAGAAUAUCGCUGCUUGGACACCUUCAGAGGAAGCCAUAGCUGCAUCCUCUAUAUUUUUUGCCACAAUCCCAGGAGUCCCCAACGCCAGAGCAAGGAGUUCUGGGAUGUAGCCCUUCACACUGAUGUCAAGUUCAGGAAGUAUCUGGAGCAUGUUGCCGAUAUGAUUGUAGAUUGGACAAGAGAGGAGGAAUUAAAGAGAGAGGCAAUGCAACUCAGAAAUCUCAGCUGUGCUAAGUCUCCAAAAGAUGAACAAACUACAGAUUCUGCAGUGGGGAAGGACACUUUGGAGCCGGUCAUCAGGAACGACUCCCUUAAGGCGUGGAAGUUGGAGCAGGAGCAGCUAAAGGAGGAAGAGAUGGCCAAGAAAUCAAAGAAGGAGAGUGCCCCAAAAGGCAAGCAGCCGAAGGAGGAGGCUAAGUCAACGGACAGUAAAGAAAGUAAAACUUUGUCUGGUGGCAAAAAGAGCAGAGCAGAGACAAGAGGCAACUCAGCCAAGACUCCCAGAGAGUCCAUUCCUAUCACAGGUUUCACCGGCUACACAAUGGAUGGGAAGUUGAUCCACGUGUCAGGUCGUCUCCAGUACCUUUUCCCCUCAGAUGGAGGACACAUCACUGUGGAGAAUGUCAGCUAUGUUGAAGGUUCCAGCCUAAUGAAACUGGCUGUGAAAAAGGAUGGACAUCAUUUCUACACACACAUCAACCAAUCUCUAUCCUUUCCAGUGUCAGAGCCUGUGGAGAUGAAAAGAGUGAAGCAGGGCUCCCUGUCAGCAGUGCUAAACAAUGGAAUUCACCUUUCAUACAGUUUCUAUGGUCCCACAGGAGAAUAUAUAGUGAGUCCUCAGAAAGCAGAAGAGGGUAUCACAGAGGCCUCCACCCUUGUCCCCAUUCCUCUCUCCUCCUCCACCCAGCGCUCUAAAGCAGACCUGGAUUCACUUCCCUCCAAGACACACACCCCAUCCAGCCAGAACAGACCUCAAGAGUUGCAGUCUAAGGUGUGUGAAGGCCAGCCAACAAUGACAGCAAGUCCAUUCAACAGUCUCAACCUGUCUGUUCCUAAUGGCCUGCUGCUGCAGUUUCUAAGAGAGGAUACUCAAGGAAUGUUCCCAGAGGAGCAGGGUAUGCUGGUGAGACAGAGCUUUCCUCUCCAUGGUAGGGGAGAGCUGAGGCAGCUUCAGGACCCUGCCCUCUCCAAAGAAAUGUCCCGCAAUGUCACCAGCCAGGGAACUGUGAUCCGUUACAUGAGAGACGGGUCCACAGAGGUGCUGUUUGCAGAUGGCUCAGUCAGUUUCAGCCAAGAUGGUGGUCCAGUGUGGGUGCCUGAUUCUGAGGUUGAGGAGGAAAAUAUUCCCCACGAAGCUGAGGACAACAAGAAAGAACAGAGCUCAGAGGAGGAGGUUGAUGCUCGGAGAGGGUGUUGGUUAACUACGACUCCCUCUGGAGAACGCAUCUGCACUGUGGGAACUACACACAAACACAUACCCACUGCCCCUCUUAAUGCCUUCAAGGCUACAGACCCCAUCACCCAUCAGGUGAUGCUGAGCAGGGAGGAUCUGGUGGUUUCUGUCCAGAACCCAGAUGGAUCUCUGAGUGUGGAGCAUGCAGAUGGAACCAGGAUUACCAGUCUCUACCAAGACAGACCACCAAACACAGGGGAGCAGCCUGAGAGUGUGACUCUUAAAGCCACUUCUGAAUGUGUAUGUGGCUGCAUUGAAUGUGUGUGUGUCACACGCUGCGCAGACAGCAUCAAUGACAAGAAGCAUACCCAAGAUACUCGUGACAUUGGAGAAGAGGGUUGCAGGGACGAUGCAGGGAAAGCAUCUGACAAGGAGUGUGAGUUGAGUGAGUGUGAGCAUGUGUUCGGUGAAAAGGAUCGUGCUGAGAAUACAUUUUAUAAGAAUGUUGAGGAGAGUGUGUUUUCAGAAGAGACUGUGGCUGAGAAUGGUAUGAUGAGCACAUGUGAAAGUGAUAAAGGGAGUGUGUCAACCAAAGAGCGGGUGGUGUUGGUGGAGAAGAAGGGCUGCGCCACAGUGGUGAUGUAUCCAGAACGACAUAUGGCUCACGUCUUUUUGGCUGAUGGAACUGUCAUCACUGGGAACAACCAAGGAGCCUAUGAGGUGUUCCCAUCGAAUGCGGGGCUCCUGCAGAUUCAAAGUGAUGGGAUGUGUGUGUACUCGUCUGAUCCACUUGUAACCCCAAGUCCAAAAGGUGGCACUCCCACAAACCAACCAGGAAGCUACACCUUGAGUCACACAGACAAAGUUGCUUGUGAUGUUAUAGACCCCGAUGGGAACCACUUUCAGGUGAUGGAGGACGGGCAGGUAUCAGUGAUGAACUUCAGUCCUGCUUCAAGCACAAUGAAACAUGAUGAGGAAGAGCCAGAGGAGGAGGAGGACAGAGAAGUGACCAGGCUUCAUGUAAAACACAGAGAACAUUGUCCCAGGCUGUUUCUGGUACAUGAGGAUGGCUCAGGUACUGAACUGCUGAGCUCUCAAACUGUAGAGGAGCUGCUCUACCAGGCGUACUCUGACCCUACCAUAGCGCUGCUGAAGGAACCCCUGCCAGACACACAAGAUGAAUUUGGCAUUACCAUCCUAAAGCCCAGUCACCAGAGUGUGUGGUCCCAGUGGAUGCUAGGGACACAGAACCCUGACAUUACCCCUCCCAACCUCAGAAACCGCAGCUGGCAUGACUUCCCCUCUGUAGAGAAGAAGAGCCCAGGUCCUCAAUUUGGUACCAACAUGGGACGAGGUUUGACUCUGAGAGAGAAGUCUGGUGGUUGUGAAGAACAGCACCAACCUGUCAGGACCUGCCCUAAAGUCCUCGAGAUGAGGGAACUGUACCAGCACCGACCAUUCACCAGGCUGCUCAAAAAUACUAUAGACACACGGCUGAAGGAAUACAUAGAGAGUUUGAUGGAGAGGGAGCAGCGAUCAGAGGAGAUGAAGGUUAAAGACCCUCGCACUGAGGAAGAGAGUGCCCAAGCCAGUGAUCUGCUCAAUUUGGUCCUGUCUUUUGCAGAGGAAGAGGAUGCAGAUCACAUCUUUGACAAGACCUCAGUGGACAUAGGCAGUCUGUACAGCCGAGGUGUUGGGGCCCAAGUUGAACAGUCAGAUGUUUCAGAAGAAACAGCAACUGUAGCUAGUGACAGUCAUUUUCUCUGCAUGCAUGUGUACUUCAGACUGGAGCUCUGUGAGGAGAAGGCUUGUAGCAUGGCUCUAACAAGGAAGAACAUUGUUCCUUAUUUCCACCCAGAAAAUAUUCCAAUAUACCAGAAUCUGCUCCAGCACCAAACACCAGACAUGAGGAGACUAUCCAUGGAUCUUCCUCCGAUCCCCAGGUCAGACAGUGCUGAGACCUUCCUCAAAGAUGCCCCACAAGAGAACGCCCCACGACCUUUAAACCCAACACCCUCUCAGUCAGCAAGUCAUGCAGCAGGAAGUGACAGGAUGCCUGAGAUGAGACCUACUAACCCCACACCUCAGACUGCCGGUGAAAUCAGUCUGAGGGGUUCAUCGGGGCCUUAUAAGUCAGUCCAGGUUGAUGUGACAGGGAAGCCUAGGAGGGCUAAAGUCAGACUACCAACCUCCAUCCUCAGUUCUAAACCCUGCAGUGUACCAAAUCAACAGUUCCUAUCAGUGGAAGAGCCAGUGAGGAGGAAGUGUCGUACAAUUUCUCUGACUUAUCCAAAUGUUGUAGUGAGGGGCUUCCAGCUCCUCCCGCCCAGCGUGGACUUUGGCACACUGCAGGAGGGCACCUCCUCUGCCAUUACUGUGGUGAUGAAGAAUGUGGGUGUUGACUCCUGCAGGUUCCAUGUGAAACAGCCUCCCCCAACUACAGGCCUCCGGGUCAUCUACAACCCAGGGCCUGUGGCUGCUGGUUUGCAGGUUGAACUGCAGGUUGAACUGUUUGCCAUGUGUGCAGCCCAAGCAGGAGAGGUAGAGCCAAAAAAAUACAUCUGUCAGGAUAUUGUCAUCCACACGGAGACAGAUAUCUUCUACCUGCCUGUCACUGCUACCAUCCUUCAUGAGAGGUUAUAUGACAUUUGGCUCAAGGACCACACCAGUGUACACAAAAAGAAAGGCUCCAGAGUACCUGAAUUGUCUUCCGGCUUACCGGUUGGCCAGGGAGUCAUACACAGAUGAACCAAUCCCCUCCUGCCCAGUCCGGCAGCCAAAACAGGACAUCCUAAUGGCACUACUAGUCACCAGGAAUACACAAAACCAUCAUCUUCAAUCAGAUGUCACAUUAUUCAAGUCUUUGUCCAAUUAUCACCAUACCACAUUCCUCUAU